GUUGAAAAGCUACCAUUGUGCACUAAUUAGAAUUUCACAGUUUAAUGGCUGAAACAGGCACUCUGUCUCUUGAAGCAAUCAACAGCUUUUUGAAAGAUAUUCAGCAUGGAGAUCUACCAGAUAUGGAUAAGCUUGUGUACAAGUGUGGUCUGAAAUCAUCUCAGAACUUUAAAGAUGUGCUGAUGUGCUCGAAUCGACAUGGUGAUACUCCGUUGUUACUGGCAGCUCGUCAUGGUCAUACAGAGAUGUUGAGAACUAUUCAUGAGGAGUAUGACGUUUCUCUAGAUCACUGUAAUAAAGAUGGGAAGAGAGCGCUACACGAAGCAGCCCAGAAUGGCCAAACUGAAUGUGUACGAUAUCUCAUAGAAGCUGGUUCCACUCUAGACUGUCUGAAGAAAGCAGACUGGACUCCUCUGAUGCUGGCUUGUACCAAAGACAGCCUGGACAUUGUGCAGACGCUAGUGAGCUAUGGAGCAUCUCUGUUACUAAGAAACAAGGACGGCUGGAACCCAUUUCACAUAGCCUGUCGGGAGGGCCAUAUUGCCGUGGUGAGCUUACUGCUGAGCAGCCAUCCUGGGUCAGAGCAUUGGGACACUGUUAGUAAUAAUGGGAGGACUCCUCUCCACACAGCUUCACUACACGGGAGGGUAGAUAUCAUGAAGUUAUUGAGAGAAAGAUGUAGCUAUGACGCCAAUAGACAGGACAGCUGUGGAAUCACUCCACUACUGGACUCUGCCAGAGGCAAUAACUCAGAUGCUACAAGCUUCUUACUGGAGUGUUGUGGUGCUCGGAUAGACAUGGUAGACAGCCUGGGGAGGCAAGCCAUCCAUCACGCUGCUCAAGCUGGGGCUAUCAACUCUUUGCAAUGUCUCAUAGACCAUGGUGCUGAUGUGAACAAGACUGCUAGCAUUAAUGCUAUAACACCUUUGCACUAUGCAUCCAAGGAAGGUCAGUCAGAGGCAGUGUCUCUGUUGCUACAGUGUGGGGCUGACCCUUCCCUCCGAGACAAGAGAGGAAGAACAGCACUGGAUUUGGCAAGAAAUGCAAGAGAAGGCACACAAACUGUUGCAUUACUAGAAACUGAACUAGUACAGAAUUAAGAAAGCGUUUUGGGAAAAGGUCGUCGUUACGACUAACUCUGUUUACACAAACUCUCUUGGUAUGUGGUUCAACAAAUAAAAAUUUUUUUUCAACAAUAA
Messenger RNA from Halichondria panicea, 1199 nucleotides. RefSeq names its product ankyrin repeat domain-containing protein 16-like. Gene Ontology annotation, biological process: positive regulation of transcription by RNA polymerase II. The coding region runs from base 45 to 1100 and encodes 351 amino acids. Gene Ontology annotation, molecular function: transcription cis-regulatory region binding; protein binding. NCBI's taxonomy places the organism in Eukaryota, Metazoa, Porifera, Demospongiae, Suberitida, Halichondriidae. Gene Ontology annotation, cellular component: nucleus. The record is from RefSeq and is a predicted model, not a curated record. The transcript has 5 exons.